Molecule: messenger RNA, 528 nt
Organism: Ipomoea triloba (trilobed morning glory)
Lineage: Eukaryota; Viridiplantae; Streptophyta; Magnoliopsida; Solanales; Convolvulaceae
Product: auxin-responsive protein IAA8-like
Exons: 4
Coding region: 1-528 (175 amino acids)
Biological process (GO): regulation of DNA-templated transcription
Cellular component (GO): nucleus
Molecular function (GO): protein binding
Source: RefSeq, a predicted model, not a curated record
AUGAUCGAGAUCCUUACUCCUGAAACUAACACCCAGCAGUCUUCCAUGGCUUCCACUCUAAUGAAAGAGGCUCCUCCCCACUGUCCAAGGCCAUCUCAGGAGAAAAAGCCUCAGGUUUCUGCUUCACCUAGCCAUGGUGUUGCCCUUGCAGCAAAGGCACAGGUGGUAGGAUGGCCCCCAAUUCGAUCUUUUCGGAAGAAUUCGGUGGUUACUAAUCCUCCCAAGACCGAAGAAGGUCCAGAUGGGAAAUCGGGGUCGGGCUGUCUCUAUGUCAAAGUCAGCAUGGACGACGCCCCUUACCUGAGAAAAGUUGACCUUAAGAUCUACGACUGCUAUAAGGAUCUGACUUUGGCUCUGCAAAAGAUGUUUAGCUGUUUUACAAUCGGUCAAUCGGGAUCUCCGGGUGUUCCUAUCCGGGAUGGAAUGAGCGAAAGUAGAUUGAUGGAUCUGCAUGGUUCCGAAUAUGUACUUACCUUUAAAGACAAAGAUGGUGUCUGGAUGCUCGUUGGUGAUCUUCCAUGGGAGUAA